AGUAGAACUACUGAGGGUACCAGGUAAUAAGUACAGUAUUACUAUUACUUUUAAAGGAGUAAAAAGUUGCUAUUAUUAUAAGUAUUGUCCCAAUCACGUGUCGUCGUGGUCUUUAGACUGGUGGGCACCCAGCAGUGGACCAUCAUGGACACUCACAGCAACAAGACCAGCUACAAGCUGAUGGUGCUGAAGCCGGACACCACCUACCACGUCAAGGUGCUCACUCAGUGUCUCAGCAAGCUGCACAAGACCAACGAGGUGAUCACAGUGAGGACGCCGGAGGGACUGCCGGACCCCCCCAGGAACCUGCAGCUGUCCUGUGAUAACGGUGAGGACGGGACGGUGGAGGCUUCCUGGAGCCCUCCAGACAAAGGACAUGGCCUCAUCAGAGAGUACAUCGUUGAGUACAGUGAGCGGUCAGGUCUGGACUGGAUGUCUCAGAGAUGCACCACAACCAGCAGCGCGGUGAAGGAGCUGCAGCCGGACGCUCUGUACAGGUUCAGGGUGGCGGCAGUGACCAGUCGAGGUGUGGGCAACUGGUCCGAGGUUAAAUCCAUCACCCCGAAGAAAGGUACAGAGAGAGAGAGAGAGAGUCACACAGCUUCUCAGCACUGACCCCUGCUGGUGUAAACGGGCGUUUCAGGUGUUGUAGCUGUGCUGUUUGUAGCUGAUGUGAAGGCUGCAGACGUGUCCACCUCCUGUCUCUGUCUCUGCUGUCCCUGGUGGACUUCAUCCCCAUCCUGAUCUCCUCACUCAGACUCUGAGGAGUGUUUCUUUAAAGUCCACGAGGGUUUAGUUCUGUCUCCCUUACAAAUCCUCCAGUGGUUGAAUCUCUCCCUCAGACAUUUUGAGCCCUUUAUGAACUCUUUCCAUAAAAGUCCGCAUUUCUGCAGACUUUUUCACAAAGGAAUUACCCACAAUUCAUAGCGAUGUCACAAUAGACACGUGAAAGCCAGAGACUUAAUAAGGACGGCACACGGGUGUUCAGUCUGGAAUAUUACAUUUACUCAGAAACAUUAAGGAUUAAGAACAUUAAAGCACAUUAUUUAUUCAUCA
Messenger RNA from Anarrhichthys ocellatus (wolf-eel), 1056 nucleotides. Its product is annotated as sortilin-related receptor-like. The record is from RefSeq and is a predicted model, not a curated record. Lineage: Eukaryota; Metazoa; Chordata; Actinopteri; Perciformes; Anarhichadidae. Gene Ontology annotation, molecular function: protein binding. The transcript has 4 exons. Bases 145 to 615 code for a protein of 156 amino acids.